CACUAAAGCACAGCACAGAGGAAAACUGCACAUCCGCGGGAGAAACCUCACAUCUGGAUCUGCUUUCUUGGCGGAGUGAGAAAUCCACAGAAACAUGGACCACGACAUACAAUUAACAACAUCCUCCAUCCUUUCCACAAUCCCUACGACUGUCACCACCAACAACCUCACCAACGUCACCCAGUGCCCGCAUUGGGAAGUGUGGGACUGGUUGUACAUCAUGCAGCCUGCGUACAUGUUCAUCAUCUGCGUGCUGGGAAUCCUGGGAAACGUCUUCGUCCUGCUGGUCUUCGGCCUGCAUAAGAAAGCGUGUAUGGUGGCUGAAAUCUACUUGGGAAACCUGGCGGCCGCUGACCUCCUGUUGGUUUCGUGUUUGCCAUUCUGGGCCAUCAACAUCGCCGACGGGUUUAAUUGGCGGUUCGGCUCGGUCAUGUGCCGACUAGUCAACAUGGGCAUCAGAAUGAACACGUUUUGUAGUAUUUACUUACUAGUGUUGGUUAGCGCCGACCGAUACGUCGCACUCGUCCACGCCUUGUCUCGUGGUAGAAUGAGACGACCGCGCUACGCCAAACUCAAUUGCAUUGCCGUUUGGGUUUUAGGAAUAAUCUUCAACAUCCCAACGCUUUAUUUCCGGGAUACUCAAUUCAUCCCGGAGCUGAACAUCACGGCUUGUAUUCUGAACUAUCCGAACGCCAACAUCGGCCUCGCUUGUGACAUUCUUCUCAUCUUGCUAAGUUUCAUCAUCCCAUUCUUGGUGAUCUCCUACUGCACGCUGAAGAUCAUCAGAGCCUUACACGAGCAGGUCGUCAACCGCUUCAAUGCAGAAAACACUGAAAGGAAAGCCACCGUCCUGGUGCUGGUGGUGCUGGUAGUGUUUCUCUUGUGUUGGGUGCCGUUCCACCUCGUGACCCUCAUGGAUAUUCUAAUGCGCUUCGGCGUCUUCGCCGGAUGCGACUUUGAAUCCGGUCUGGACAUCUCCAAUCAGAUAUUCACCUACUUGGCUUUGAGCAACAGCGUGUUGAACCCUAUACUCUACGUGAUCGUGGGCAAGAACUUCAGGAAGAAAGUCAAAGAACUGACGAAGCAGCUUAUGGAGAAAAAAAAUGAUUCGACAAGCAGUUCUACAAGAUCGCAGCUCUCGUCAACCUUAAAGACCUUUACAACAUUUUAAGACAAUUAAGCAUAAAAAGUCCACAGGCACAAAUUAAAGCUAUUAUUUAUGAUAUCUGUUUAGUUUGUCAGUUGUGAGGUGCACUAAAAAAUGAAGUUGUAAAUAGUUUAUUGAAGUAUUUUCUGUCUCUGUUUCACUUUAAUUCAAUGUGUGGCUUGCUGUUUCUUUGUAAUUAUUUGUAAAAUUUACUAGUAAUUUCUGAGUAAAAAUGAAGUAAAUCCACAUUAAAUUAAAAGACCUUCACAAAAUAUUAAGACAAUUACGUAUAAAUUGUCCAUAAGCACAUAUUAAAAUUCUAAUUUAUGUCUGUUUUGAUGUAAAACAAAUGUUUUGUUUUUGCUUUUUUGUUUUUUAAAGUUGUAAAUAAAACAAAUUAUUAGUGUUUUACAAGUGAAUACCAUUUUUGUCUUUCUACUUGAUUUCAUAUAUAAUUCAUUGUGUUGUUUCUUCGUAAUUAUUUGUAAAGUUUACUACCAAAAAGUGUUUACAUAAACCCUACAACAAAUAUACAGACCUGUACAAACCAUUAAGACCAUUAUGUAUAAAAUGUCAUGUUUUAACGUGAUUUUGAAGUGUUGUAAA
Molecule: messenger RNA, 1753 nt
Organism: Labeo rohita (rohu)
Lineage: Eukaryota; Metazoa; Chordata; Actinopteri; Cypriniformes; Cyprinidae
Gene: bdkrb2
Product: bradykinin receptor B2
Exons: 2
Coding region: 95-1171 (358 amino acids)
Biological process (GO): smooth muscle contraction; neutrophil chemotaxis; vasoconstriction
Cellular component (GO): membrane
Molecular function (GO): bradykinin receptor activity
Source: RefSeq, a predicted model, not a curated record